Molecule: messenger RNA, 2265 nt
Organism: Tilletiaria anomala UBC 951
Lineage: Eukaryota; Fungi; Basidiomycota; Exobasidiomycetes; Georgefischeriales; Tilletiariaceae
Exons: 2
Coding region: 112-1989 (625 amino acids)
Source: RefSeq, a predicted model, not a curated record
GAAACCUCCUUUAUAUCCAGUCAUCAGACACGUGGUACACUGGGACACUUAAAGCAGCUCAAGCUCCAUCCCGCUGGGUGAUGCUUACAUCGUCGGCCCGCAUGAUCUACAAUGGAUCAACAGCAGGACAGCGUUUUCCUCAAUCGGAACAACAGCGCUGUCGCGCCAUUGCCGUUCAAGCGCAAGAUCAAAGGCGUUCCCCCCACCCUUGUCGGCGUAGCGUCACGAUCACAGGCUCAACCGACAUUCGCCACCUCCUACGAACAUAGCUAUGCGCGCACGAAUGACAGCGCUGCACAUAACAUGACGACGCCGAGCCCGUCCGACGAGCCCAAUGGUGGGUCACCAGGCAGCCUUCCGUCGAGCCCACCGGCGCAUGGAGGUGCUUCCUAUCACCCAGGCACAGGGCCGAUCCAGACGCAGAGUCGCAAGCGAUCAUGGGCUCCGUCACUGAAUACGCUGCCGCUCGCGCAUCUGCGUCUGCUGGAUACGACCAGCGCAAGCGGGUUCGGUAACACUGGCUUGACCGAUCCGGUCACGUCACGUCCGCUCAAGACGCCACAGGGCGAAUUUUCGUUUGGAUCUUUGCUCUCAGCUGCAUGUAGCGAUGCAGAGCAGGCGCAGCAAGGGAACAAAUCCACCGCAUUGACCGGCAGGGAGUACCCUGGGAUGACGCUAAACUUGAAUCAUGUAGAACAGCAGGAGAUGAAGCGCGAACGGCAGCGGAGGCUUCAGUUGGAGUCACAGCGGCAGCAAGAAUGCGCGCACGCUCAAGGCGAGUCGGGCUCAUGUUCAGCGGAACCACCGACGAAGAGGCGGAGAGGGAUGGCAGGAGCUAUCGUAGAAACGGCCCUACAUGCGACAUUGAUGGCUGGCGCCGCCGCUAUCACGGCGUAUUCGCUAUGGUCCAGUUGGGGACGUAAAAAUAACGACGAAAACUCGCCCUCUCCGGGACCGGACCAGCAGCCGCCUCGAUGUGAGGAGCCGGAUCCUAUCAUACCAGGAGGGAUUUCAGACUCUGAACCGCCACCGCCAUAUCAUGCCGAACAGUCCACGCCGCUAUCGCCCGCCCGCUCACAGAGCUCUAUAGGCCGGCCACAACGCGUAUUUGUUUCCUCACGACGGCGGCGGCUUAUCUUUCCGUCGCAGCGCAAUUCAGGCCGCGCACACAUCCGCGAGAUCGCAGCUGCACUGCAACGGCAAGCGGCGGAGAGCAGCGCCUCUCCUUCUCGCGAAAGGUCAUUGCCCCUGGAGAAGGAGGCGGUCACGAAAGCAAAUGCCAAAGGGGAAAGAGGAAACGAUGAGGAUGAGGAUAAUGAUGAGGAUGAGGAUGACGACGAGGAUGCGAUGUACAAGCGCUUCGAGGAGAAGAUGAAGAGCAUGAUUGCAGAGGGGCAAGCGGCAUUGUCGAGCAAGGCGGACCUGGACGGCAUGGAUGUGCAUCUAGAUGACGAGCUACCACCAAUGCUGACUUCCAGCGCUUCGGAACCGCUGCAUCUUCACCAGCAGCAACUGCAAUCGCAAGCGCGGUCACGGCAUACAACUUCCCAUCAUCGCUUCGCGUCUGCUGAUCUAGCGAGCAGUCAAUUGCACAGGGACCCUUCUUUAUCGACGCAUAACAACGGCGGCGCAUCGCUCGCAUCGGCAGCACAAGGUUUCCAUUUCAAUUUCCAGCAACCAUCCCCUCGCUUCAAGCAGACCACACCUCAGCCAUCAGGCAAAUCAGCAUCAACAAUAUCAGCAUCAGCAUCAGCAAGAGCAGACCCAGCACCGCACAACCCUUUUACGUUCGCACCGCGCGGCGCAGGGGGAGUGCCGAGGUCCAGUACCGCGAGCCGCAGCAUGAAUGGACACGACCAUGGUCAUGCAGACACGGGCAGUCCAUGCGCACGCUCUUCGGCAGCCGGUGCUGCGGCUAGAAACGGUGGGAAAGGAGGCGUGGCGGGGUCAGGAGCAGUCUCACCGCCGAGCAGCCGCGUCAGGCGAUGAUGUGCCGUGCACCCUCAUUUGGAUGGCAUUCCUUCCCCCCUCCGGCGAGUCGCACACUCACAAUACACCACACCACUCUCAUUUGUCUGGCUUUACGCUUUUCAGCCUUGCACCCGCCCCCGCCUCGUGCGUUCAGCCUCAGAGGAGGAAUGCAACGUAGCGAAAGACGGCCACCCAUUCUGUCCUGUUGUACAAUUUAUGUAACUAGCUUACAGAUUCAUCACUUGCUCUCGUGCGAUGUAAUAUGCUGGCUACAGACUGCAUCAGCGCCACCAU